AUGUUCGGACUGCGUUCGGACUUUGCCGAAAAGCCUUUGAUCUCGUUCGGAUUGUGUUCGGACCUCGUUCGGACCUUUUGUUAUGUGUUAGGACCUUGUUCGGACCUGGAGACAGAGAAGUGUCGCUGGACUGGCAAAGUCCUGAUUUCGUGCCUUCAGUCUUUGUGUACACCAAACAACGCCAGAGACCCGAGGCAAAGAUGGAAAGAUACCAUCGGAAAAGGAGGAGAGAUGACAGGACAAACAAGUCACCAGUUCAACCUGGUCCUUGUGACAUUCCAGAAGAACAAGGAGAUACCAACAUGGAACACUGCCAUGCACAAGAAGAUAUCCCAGUCCCAAGGAGUGAAUAUGAUGAUCUCAGCCUGCGGCACCGUCAACUUCUGGAUGAAUAUGUCAACCUGCAGCAGGAGUUUGAUAAACUGCAGGCUGAGAAUCAAAUCUUAA
Knipowitschia caucasica is the source of this 447-nucleotide messenger RNA. The record is from the annotation of a GenBank genome assembly. Lineage: Eukaryota; Metazoa; Chordata; Actinopteri; Gobiiformes; Gobiidae.